This is a messenger RNA of Acanthochromis polyacanthus (spiny chromis), 12146 nucleotides long. RefSeq names its product zinc finger, FYVE domain containing 16 (gene zfyve16). The record is from RefSeq and is a predicted model, not a curated record. Gene Ontology annotation, biological process: endosomal transport. The transcript has 18 exons. Gene Ontology annotation, molecular function: metal ion binding. Gene Ontology annotation, cellular component: early endosome membrane. NCBI's taxonomy places the organism in Eukaryota, Metazoa, Chordata, Actinopteri, Pomacentridae. Bases 237 to 4415 code for a protein of 1392 amino acids.
AUCCUCUGACCUCCCAACAGUCUGUGCAAGAUGGCCGCCUGAGUGGAACAGUUCCUCUCCAGUUAAACUAAUCCAGCGGUGAGCUGCCUGGACUGCUUCAGCUGUCUGCUUAGAGGAUGACACGACGACACCGUCUGCUCCUGAUUUAAGUCUUAAGGAGAACAUAAGUGUGGAAGACAUGGAAUAAAACAGCACUGGAAUCGGAGGGGGUAAAGGGCCCUUUGUUGUAGCCCAGCAUGGACAGCUUCUUCAAAGCAGCUGUAUGUGAUCUGGACAAACUGCUUGAUGACUUUGAGCUCAAUACUGAGGAACUUGAGUGCAAACCUGUUUUCCUGAAACCCUCAGCAUACCCCUUCUCCUCACUGGGCCCUCAGUGUUUACCCUCAGAGGGUUCGUCCAUCCCACAGAGUCUCCCUGACCUGAACUCUCUUCAUUAUGGCUCUGCCACCAGCUGCCCCGACGGCUCCAGUAGUCACAACCGUGGAGCUGAUGACAGAGAGGUUAAAGGUCAGCCUCUCACCGGGGUUGACCUACUGUCAUCAGUGGACCGCAGGCCAGCAAAAAGCUCCGCCCCUCCCUUGCCGGACAGAGCUCUAAAGCCAGUGUGCGACCUUGUAAACGACACUAGUUCGGCCAUCCUGGUCAGAGCCAACAGCCACGAUGCUUUCAGCGAACUGGAUGUGGCGGAAAAGCAAAUGGAGGAGGAGGAGGCGCUGCUGGUGGACUUUGAGAGCCCUGUGGUGACAGAGGAGAAAGGUGGAGUAAGCCACAGUGGUGGCUGCAGAGAAAUCCAGGAGGAACGGGCCUCUGCAGGGAACGAUGUACAGCUGAGUUUGGACUCCCAGGAGCAGAGCGGUGGAUACUCUGCCUCACUCAGUCUGCUGGACGUCAUCCUUCCUGCAGCAGCGGAGAGAGGCUGCGAGCCCACCGAUGACUCACUAUCACCAACAAGUAGUGAGCCAGCUGGUAGAGAGGAGAGGGACAGUGAAAUAAUGGAGAACUCUUUAGACCACAAUGAACCAGAGCCAGUUAAUAGCACUCAAGAAACCUCAGUGAAUGAAGAGGACGAGCCGCAUGAAACCUCUGAAGCAGAGUCUGCUGCAGGAGCGUCGUGCAGUGAGCCAGUGGGCUUGUCAUGCCUGCCCAUAGCUGUGUCUAUGUGUGGAGCUCUGGUUAAUCCAAAGACCCCUGAAGAUGAAGUUGCAGAGCAGUGUGAUGAGCCGGAUGUCUCUGAAAGCACAGAAGCAGACUCUGUGUCAGCUUUGGAGGCCGGGAGAGACGGCUCACAUUUAGAGGAACCAGGUAACUCAUCUGUGCCUCAGCUGAUUGCAGAGGACAGGCUGUCUCCAGAGGGACAGCCUGUCUCUCCUGAACCUGCUGCAGCUGUUCCUCCUGCAGACCUUCCCUCUUCAGAACCCAGCCCGGUGGAUCCUCCUGAGUUUGGCUUUGAGUAUCUGCCUGAGAGUGACCAGGCUGAACUUCUGGUUACAGACGAGGAGUUGGAUGCUUUCCUGCAGGCUCACACUGAAGCAGAGCAGGGUGCAGGCAUUUCUUACUACAGCAGCUCUGGAGAUUUUACCCAACCUGAGUCUCUUUCAGAAUCAGAUGGGGCUCUGGAGGACAAGGUGGUGGAGCAGGAGCUGAGGAGCUGUGGUCAAGCAAGGCUGGAGGAGCCUUGUCCAGAAAGUGACAGAACGAUUUGUAUAUCUGUAGAGGGAAGCUUAAAUCCUGGUGCUCCGUCAGUAUCACAGGACUCUUGCCAAGAAGACUUAUCCGGGGUGAGCGAUUCUUUGACCAGCAACACUUUCCAGUCCCAGCACAGGAGUAGCCCUGAUCAACAGCCCUCCUAUGGAGGUGCCAGACCUAAACAGCUACACUGCCAAACUGCCAGAUCUCCACCAGCAGGAGAAGAAGGAGAGGAGCAGGCUCAGACACUCAGUGUUUCUACAACAGGAACAGAGGAUGAGGAGAGUACACCUGUUAGCCCCGGUGUAACAGAAGAGCCUACAAACUUUAGCCCCACAUAUGCCACUCAGGAGUACAGUGUGGGGUAUGAUGAACUCUCAGAGCCCCCACCUUACCCCGGGGAGUCUCCCACUGACGGUGCCAGGGCGGUGAACUGGAAGAGGGAAGGAGCGGAGGAGCUGGGGAGCAGACAGCCAGCGUGGGUGCCAGACUCUGAAGCUCCCAACUGCAUGAACUGUUACCAGAGGUUCACUUUUACCAAGAGACGGCAUCACUGUCGAGCCUGUGGGAAAGUUUACUGUGCUGUGUGCUGCAACAGAAAGUGUAAGCUGAAGUAUCUGGAGAAGGAGGCUCGUGUGUGUGUCGUCUGCUUUGAUACCAUACACAGGGCCCAGGCCCUGGAGCGGAUGAUGAGUCCUACGGGUCCCAGCCCAAACCCCAAUGUCCCCUCUGAGUACUGCAGCACCAUCCCCCCUCUGCAGCAGGCUCGAGCCGCCGGCACUCUAAACUCUCCACCGCCGACCGUCAUGGUGCCAGUGUCUGUUCUCAAACACCCAAACAACGACAGUUGCCCUCGUGAGCAGAAGCGCGUGUGGUUUGCUGAUGGCAUCUUGCCCAACGGAGAGGUGGCAGACACAACCAGACUGUCGGUGACGAGCCGCAGGAGCUCCCAGGAGUUCAGUGGUGUCACCGCAGACCCAACACCUGGCUCAGCAGGUCCAGAGGCUGGGGUCGGUGGUUCGUCUGCCCCUGAGGCACCUGAGUCUGUAGAAGUAGUCCGGCCUCCGGUGUCUGGACCUUGGGACUAUGCACUGCUCUCUGGGAUAGGUUCUUCAGUGAAGCGGGUUCCUAGUUUGCUGCCAGAUAAUGAGGAUGAGCUGCCUCCUUUGCUCAUCAUUACCGGGGAGGAUGAUGGAGGAGAUGUUUUGGUUGAGGAAAGCCCUGCCCCAUGCCAGAUUUUGCACUUACUAGAGGAGGGAGGACCUCGUCCUCUCACAUUCAUUCUGAACGCCAACCUCCUAAUCAACGUCAAACUGGUUACAAACUCCAGCAAGCAGUGCUGGUGCUUUGGAUCUAACGGACUACAGGCUCUAGGACAGAAAGAAGUGGUGUUUCUGUUGGAGUGUUUGCCAGAAGAAAAAACUCUGCCAAAAGACCUCUUCAACCUCUAUCUCAGCAUUUACCAAGACACCCAAAAAGGGAAGUUUUUGGAGGAGCUGGAUAACGUGACAUUCACGAGCAGUUUCUUGGGCAGUAAGGAUCACGCUGGCAUGCUCUUCUUCUCUUCCACCUGUCAGUCAUUGGAUGGACUCACUCUGCCUUCGCAGCCUUUCCUGUUCGGCCUGCUCAUCCAGAAACUGGAGGUUCCCUGGGCAAAAGUCUUUCCGCUCAGACUGCUUCUCCGGCUCGGAGCUGAAUACAGCGUUUAUCCCACGGCACUGAUAAGUGUGCGUUUUCGGGAGUCUGUGUAUCGAGAGACAGGACACACCAUUAUGAAUUUAUUGGCUGAUCUGAGGAACUAUCAGUACAGCCUGUCAGUCGUGGAGGGCCUGAGGAUCCACAUGGAGAUGGGCCACAGCUACAUCGACAUUCCCAAAAGUAGUUUUAAUGAGAUGCAGAAAGUGGUAAAUGCAUCCAACGAGCACGUCAUCAGCAUCGGAGCAAGUUUUAGCACGGAGGCCGACUCUCACCUGGUGUGUUUCCAGAAUGAGGAAGGAAAUUAUCAGACGCAGGCCAGCAGCAUGCCUGGAAAGACCCGCACAGUUACUGGGGCCAGUUUUGUGGUGUUCAAUGGAGCGCUGAAAGCCUCCUCAGGCUUCAUUGCAAAGUCCAGCAUUGUUGAAGAUGGGUUAAUGGUCCAGAUUCCUCCAGAGACAAUGGAGUCUCUGCGUUCAGCUCUGAGAGAGCAGACAGACUUCCACAUACCCUGUGGCAGGAAUGAUGGCGCGGAGCUCAGAGAGAACGUCACUGUCCGCUGGGUUGACUGGAAUUCACCUGUCAACACAGGUAAAACUAGUGGCGUCGACGGGAAACCUUUGGAUGGAGUCCACAGUGUGAGGAUGCAGCAGGACGCUGAGUUUGAGGCUGACGGUCGCUCCAUCAGAUGCACAGAGGUGUUCUACCAGCUGAAGUCUCCUGAUUGCAGCCUGGCGUCGGUGCUGUCGUCCUGCAGCGUGUUCCAGAAGGAGAUAGCAUUGGCAACCUGCAGUGCUCUGACACCUCAUCUCGCUGUUCUCACCUCCAGCGGCAUCAACUCGAUCUCGCUUCGCAUUUCCACACAGGCUGACAUGGUGGAGUACCAGGCUGGUUCUAGAGGCAGGCUGCUACCUCAGCGCUACAUGAACGAGAUGGACAGCGCUCUGAUCCCCGUCAUCCACGGAGGUAGUGCUAGCGUACCACAGACAGCCAUGGACAUGGAGUUCAUCUUCUACAUCACACACACCAUCUAAUGAAGACUAUGACACAUUCUGAACACACUGAACACAAGCAGUAGGAAGCUGCUGGUUGUGGCAGGACAUGUCGAAUUAAUGCAGCAGCUGCAGGAUGUGCGGCCAGUUGCAGACGUUCCCACUCUGAAGCGAGGGAUGUGAACUGAUUUGGUUUUCUCUUAAGAAACCGCUGAGUGUUUCAUGCUCACCAAAGCUGCUUUAAUACAAGAAGCCAAACACUAAACAAGGAAUACGACAACACGACCAAAUGCAACCAAACUGUUCAACCCGAUCUCCUCUGCUUUGCCUUCCAGGCUCCCUGCGGGUCUGCUCGGAGCUCCUCAGUGAAUGUUUCCCACGGACGCUCAAUUGAAACGUCUCAUUUGGAUGUAUUUAUUAUAAUUUACCAUGGGCUUAUUGAGUGAAAGCAAGGGAACGCAAAGAGGGGAUCAGGUGCUACUAUAUAGCCGCUUAACAUCCAUAGUUGGCCGGUAAAAUGUACACCCCGAGAUGGAAAGAAAUCUCAUCUCACUUUCUCUGAAGAUACUCGGCUCUCAUUUCGUACUGUGGUUUAGGAUGAUGCUGCACGAGCCUCAUGCAGGAAUCGUUUUCUACCUCCUUCAUUGACUUUUCAUCAAAUUUACUGAACUCUGCACAGCUUGUUGCUCAUCUUAACGUGACGCAUAUAAAGUUCAAACAUUUGAGCAUCUGACAGCCUUACAUUGCUUCCAUUUGGUUACCUGUUCUGUUUUGUUUGUAGGCCAGUUUGACUUAUAAAAAAUGCUGUGCGAAAGAGUGAAGAGUCCUGCUGUCAAAAAUCUAUGGGCAAAAAUAUAGCAGCAUUUGUGAUGUGGUAUCCAUAUAUGAUUUCCACACUUGAUACACUUGGCAUAGUGAUUGUGGCGCUGUCACAUUCACAGCAGUUAAAAAGUGGUUUAAAAAUUAGAGCAACAAGUAAUCAAUUACUUUCCCAGACUAUUUGAUAAUCAAUGUAUCCGUUUCAGUAAUUUUUCAGGGAAAAAUGAAGUGUAAAUUCUGUGAUCGCAGCUUCUUAAAUGUGAAUUUUUUUCUUAUUUCUUUCCUCUAUGACAGUAAACUGAAUAUAUUUUAGUUGUGGACAAAAGAAGACUAAUUUUUAAUGUAAUAAAUUAAUCUAGAAUUCUAUCAAAUUCUAACUCUAAGUUCUCCUUCUGACUGGUAUAUACUCAUAAACAAACCUGUUUGUGUUGUUUUUCCUGCAUGAGGCUUUGUGUGAGCUUUUGUCCAUUAGUCACUUCAUUCACAAAGGAUUUUGGUUAGAAGUGAACCAGACUGCUGUAUUUUCAGCCCUUGUGCGGUCUGGUUGACCGAGGUAACAUCUUGUCCUGAAACUUUACUUAAAACUAAAGCCUCGUUUAGACAAGAUUGAUGAUUAAAUCUGUGGAGGAAUGUGUGGACAUAAUGCAUCAUUCCUGUAGCUGACUACAACAGCACAUUGAGCCUACAGGUUCAACUCUCCCUAUGGAUUUCGUUUCUUUUUCUGCAUUGGUUCCAAAAUAGGCCUUAAUAGUGUUAAUGUUUGAUCGCAAAUGUUUUCAUCAACAUCUGAAUUCCUCUAUUUUUUUCAAAAUGUUUGCACUGAGCUGAUUAAAAUGCAGCAGAAGGGAUUUAUAUUUCAGGUGAAAUGGCAAAUUUGUUAAAAAUCAGGAUGUAACUUCAGCUGUAGUACGUAACAUUUAAGUCACCAACCAGGGCAGGUGGUAUUAAAGUCACCCAUUCUACCCUGGAGAGAGAAAUCCUGUCCGACUGGGGCAAAAGGCUCAUUUUCUGUAUCUUUGAUCUCUGCCACAAUGCUUGUGCUAAACACUCCUUUCAUUGCUGACCACUAUUUGACAGCUGUAACUCAAACACCAGUGAUUUCUCUCUCUCAGUGUUUCAGUCUCACUUUAAUCAGAUUUUGCACAGCCGAUGAGACAUUUUUCAAGUCAUCAGGUUUUGGUUUUUUUUUACAGUACAUUUUGGAAUAGAGUUGGACAAGAAGAUGGAUCCCAAUCUCAAGAAUCCACGAGAAUGUUAGCCUAGCUUAGCAUAAACACUUACAGCAGAGGGAGACAGCUCGCCUGAAUUUCUCUGACGCUAACAAAAUCAGCCUUUCAACCCUAUGAACUACAAGCAGUUAUUGAGCACUUUAUGCUCCUGUCACAUUUUUACUGACCGUGGGCUCAUUUUUCACUGCAAUAUAACACAACACAACCAUGGCUUUUGUGCAGUAUGACAGUAAGCCAUGAAUCAUGAAAAAUGAAAGAAAAGAAGUAAUUCUCUCCACUGAAUUACUUAUAUUUUUGUACGUACAACAAAAACAAAAUGUAUGUACAACAUUUUUCCAAGCACUCAGCUUUUACCAAUACAGGUAAAACAUAGUGAUUCCACAUACGUACUAUAGAUGCUUUUACUGCUUUUUUUUUUUUUUUUUAAUUUGUUUCGAUCUUUGUCUCUGCUCUGUGUAAACACAGCCUGCAGUUCAGCCAAAAAGUCCCCAAAUUUUUGUCAUAUGACUGUUGGUCAAUGGCAAUUUUAAAAGACGCUUGUAGAACAUUGUGAUUUUGAUUAAAUAUCUUGAUUUUCUGCUUAGAUUUGAAACGUGUUUGCCGACGGAAUUUCACGCCACAGAUUGACCAAAACAAUUCCUACUUUACGGUUUGUGGCUGUUAUAAAUGGUGUAAUUUAGAAAAACUGACAUGCCUUUCAAUCCCACUGGAAGAUUGUGUGGCUCAAAGAGUUAAAAAUUAAAAGGUUGUGACUUUCAGAAACACAGAACCUCUCGAAAAAGAUAUGAGUUAAUUUGAGGUACUGCAUUUUGUUACCUUUGGACAGAACCAGGCUAGCUGUCUUUAUGCUCAUCUAUGCUAACCACCGACUAACCCUGGAUUUAGCUGAAUAUUUAUUACAAAGAUGUGUAAGCCUUUUCAUCCAUAUCUUGGCAAGAAAGCAAAUAUUUCCCAGUUUGUCAAUUGAAGUAUUUUACUGCACAGGGAGCGCUUUAGACCGUGUUUCAGACUUAUUAAAUAUAUCUUCACAGAAGCUUUAAGACACCUUCGAAGCAUUAAAAAAGACUGAAGGUUUUCAGUGUGUUGGUGCAUCAAAGCCCUUCUUUUUCACCAAAUUUAAUGUCAGACAAAUCUGAACUGCCAAUCUCCUCAUUGUAAGUGCCGUGGUUAGAGGAAAGUUCAUAAAUACUGCUUAAAAUCAGAAAAUACCGCUGAAGAGAGGCUCUGCUCCGAUUAAACACAACCAGGUUAGCAUGCACUGUUUGAAGUGGCUUUGUGAAACCCCCAUCACCCGAGGUCAGGUCUCCAUUUUUAGGGCAAAACGCAGUCGCAUCUCAGCUUUCAGUCAGGAAUUUCUCAUUCUAAAUGUAUAAAAAGAUAUACUGUGUGCAUAGAGAUUGUAUCAAACCUUGUGUUUUCUGUUUGUUUUUUUAUAUUGAAGAAUUAUUUUUGGAACCAUUGGUAUAAAAGUUUAAAAUAAAAACUUCAGAAUAAUAUUUUUGAUAGAAAGUAGGCUACAUUAAUUUUGCAGUUUGUGUAACACAUAUUUGACGGGAACAAAAAACCCAAUGAAUUCCAGAAAUGAUGUGUCAUAAUGUGGAAAAUAUCAAAUCCCAAAAUGCAACUGAAGACCGAACGAAAGCAGUUGCACAGACCCCUCUGAGUUUCAACCUCUUCAGCAGCCAUUUACCAAGCAAACACAGCCCUGCAUGUUCUGUACUGUUGAGAUUUGAUAUUUAGUGCUCACAGCUAGGCGAUUUAACCUGACAAAACUAAAAUAUCUUCUUAGCAUCGUAAAAAACAGUUUUUCUGCCAUGUUGAUCUUCGUGUUUAGUUCUCAGUCGUUUAUGGAGGUGUACUUGCAGGGCUUUCCAUCACAGAAUUUGUCAAGUUGAUUUUCUACCAGCUGACUUUGCUAACCAGCAUGAGUUGAGUUUACUAAACACUGGAAGGGUCAACUGCCACAACUGACUGCAGAUUUUUAGCUGAUGGUGUGUCUGAUGGCGGACAUAUUUCAGCAACUGUUGGAUAGAUUGACAUAAAAUUUAAUUUAUUAUCCCCCAAGGUUCACUCCUAGUAACCCUGUCUCCUGGAAAUUAUGCUUACGUUCUAGAGCUAAACUGAUAAUGAAUUUUUUGAGGGGCCCGAUAUCAAAUUUUGAGUUAAAAACUCUGAUAUUGACAUUUGAAAUGUGUAUACAGGGUUUUUCUUGUUAGAAAAUGAAUCUGUUGCAUAAAUCGAUGCAUUUUCCUGUUAUUUCUGACCAUUUGAUAAACAACAAUGCCAUCUAUGCUAGAGAGUAAAAGAAACCCAAAUUAACCAAACUGACUCAAAAAUGUGUUCUUGUCAUUUUGACACUGGCUAAAAUACAAAUAAACCCCUGUGUAUACAUGAACAUUGUUAUAUUAUAAAGGAAAAGUGAUUGAGUUGUUUCCAGCAGCAUAUUUAACAAACUAGAUAGACCCCCCAGGAAUCUGCAGAGAAAAAGUGUUGAUUCUGCGGCUUGAAAGUUGAUUUUCCGCGGGCAUUACAAAAAUCUAAAAAAAAAAAAGCAAUAAUGAAGGAAGAAUUCUCUUAAGAAAUUAUUUGCAAUACCUGUUAAGAAGACUGGGGGGAACCUUUGGUUUGUUCAGUGUUUCUUGUCCUAAUUGAGCGCUGCACAUUGUGUUCGUUCUCUCUGUGUGCGAGUCUAUCCAGGACCGACCCAGCCAGUUAUAUCCAUGCGUUAUCUGACUUUAUACGUAAGUCACUUCACUUAAAUGUUCUGCAAUCAUUUAGUUAAGUGUUGCAAGUUUUAAGUUACUUGCUGUUGUUUGGAUGGAGUCUUCAUCGUUAAUUGGUUACAUGUGAGUAUGCUUCUCCGUGAAAACUACAUGUAAAAUGUAAUGUUCUGCACCUCGCCCUAUGUUCCGCGGACAGCUUUGAUUUCCACGGAGAGCUUUGAAAUCUGCGGAAUCACCGAUUCCUGGAGGGACCAACUAGAUGGCAACUUAUCGUGAAGAUGCUGUUUGACUUUGCGCCACCCUCUGCUCAGCUGUACUCUGCUACAUGUGCUGCAGACAGGUCUGAGAAUAUUCUAGACAGUGGACCCAGAGUGCCCUCUGCUGGACAACCUAUGUGACAGCACUCUUUCUAAUACAGAUACUCUUCUAGGUGGAUUAAAAAAGAAAUAAUUUUAUACACGCAACUAUUGUUUAGCAAAAUAUGUCUGUAUGCGCAAGAACAGCUACAAAUGCCUAACAGUUAUACUGGACCAGUCUACAUCAACAAUACAUUAAAUACCAGAGAAGAUCAUUCUGUCAUUUCAUCACUUCUGCAGACUUUAAAUUGUGAAUACAGACACACAGGGUUUUGUGUGUCAGUGAAAUGGUGCCGAAUUGUCAUGUUGUCAAUUUCUAACUGCUGAUGCUAACCGAAGGCAGCAUACACUACUGCUCAAAAGUUUGCAGCCACUUAGAAAUGUCCUUAUUUUUGAAAGAAAAGCAUUUUUUUUUUAAUGAAGACAACAUUAAAUGGAUCAUAAAUACAGUCUAGGUAUUGUUAAUGUGGUAAAUGACUUUUCUAGCUGGAAACAGCUGAUUUUUAAUGGAAUAUCUGCAUAGAGGUACAGAGGAACAUUUCCACUAACCAUCACUCCUGUGUUCUAAUGCUACAUUUUGUUAGCUAAUCAUGUUGAAAGUCUAAUUGAUGAUUAGAAAAGCCUUAUGCAAUUAUAUUAGCAUAUGAACAAAAAUGUGAGUUUUCAUGGAAAGCAUGAAAUUUUCUGCCUGACCCCAAACUUUUGAACGGUAGUGUACAUCUAUGCUGUGGUUGUUGUUUCAGGUAUAUGCUCAUUGCAUCAAGCUACCCUGGGUGGUUGAAAUUUAUAAUGUGACAUUAUCUGUUACCAAUUUCUCCAUUUUGCAUGUAGACUGGGUUACAUAUAAAUCUGCAAUAUUUCAGUCUGUGUGACUUAAAGUUUUUGCAUGUGGAUGAGAGGCCCAUAACUAGAGGAAUAAUAUCCAUAUUAUUAUGUAAAAUGCUGAAAUCACCAUAAGCAUUUUUCUCCGCUUUAUGCAUUUAUUUAUUUUUUAAAGUUUUCCUUUUGGCCCUGAUUGGACAGUAGGUAUGCUGAUGCUGAUUUGUCUGUAAUAUAACACCAGACAAUGAUAUUGGCUGAUCUUAGUCACACUUUAUUAUAUACAACUAAUAUGAAACAGAAAAUAUGAAAGAAAUGAAUACAUGUGCUUUUAUUAACAAAAUGAGCAAGAGGUUUCAGAGGACAUGUGGAAAACCUAAAAAAAAAUCUAUCCAAAAUGAGAGAAUUUGGUGAGGUUGAGGUUCACAAUGCUCUAUGAACAGAUAUGAAGCUGAAAUGCUUUGUUUGUGAGCUGCAAAGGCAAAUUUCUAUCAGUUUUAAGUUACUUUUUCCACCUCCUACACCAAGAAUAAAACCUGUUCUGACCAAAUUUAUAUGAUGCAGCACACGAUUGGAUUCAUUGCUGCUGGACGUUAUUGGUAUGCUGACCUGAGACCCUGCCUGACCCAUCAGACCGAGAAGAAUUUAGACAUCUGUAAUGAGGAAGUGUUUUAUUACAUAUCUGGCAACAUGUUGAUGCUGGAUUCUGCCAAAAGUUCCUCUCUUGAAAUACAUUGUCCACUUAUAGUGACUGCAGCUUUAUUAAGCUGUUUUAUAUUUAUGUUUCGAGUCUUGUAGCUGUUGGUUAGGAUUUUGCAACGAUUGCAGUUUUUGAUUUAAUGCUAAAAAAAUGAAUGUUUUUUUUCUGUUCGUCCAGAACCUUUAUCUUUCCCUGACUUCUGAAUGUGCAUUCUCUGUGGUGUUUUUUUGCACCUGCCAUCUACCCUGACCUCCUGUUAGACUGAAGCGGUUCGUAAUGUGUAACGUCUGGAGCAGCCUGGUAGCACGUCAUGCAUCUUUGUUGCCCCUUAUAUUUCCAGUCCAUUAUUUCAAUAUGCACUGUCCGAAAAAGGUCAAAUAUGCCCAAAAAAAUGUUUUGAAACUUAAAAAAAAUGGAAUUCCUAGGAGACGGGGCUAAACUUCCUCUGACUGUUCUUCCAGCAAUAUUUGAAUUUUUCCACACAGCACAGAAAAAAAAUCAAAACUCUUCUAAUGUCAGCUGACAGCGAUCCGUUCAUGUUUUCAGAGCACAUCUUCACUAAACUUUCCGCUUUCAUAAUAAUCCGUUGACUUUCUCUUCUCUGUCUGAGCCUGUAUCAGUGUCAGCUGUGGGUUAAAGAUUCCCUCAUUUAUUUGAGUGUUUUCCUGAGGAUGAAGCACGAAGCCUGUUUGAAGGAAGAAAUGUGACUUUUCAUUUUCAACACAGGAGGAACGUUGGUCAUGGUUCGCCUGCCGUGCAAAUAAGCUCCAAACUGCAGCCAGCAGUUUGUAGAAAAAGUAUUGAUCUCGACAAAGUACACACUGUUUUCAUUUUUGAACCUUGGAUCAUGGAAAAACUCUCUUUUCCGUUGUCACUAUCAGGGCGGUGAUAUUUUCUGAGGUAAAUUAUUGUGAUUAUAAUGAUGGAUUUUUCUUUCUAGAAGACAUCUUUCUGUCAACAUGCGAAACACUUUAAUGCUUUCUGAUUGUUUUUAAAGUGUUGUUUCUUGUAAAUCAUCUAUUUAUUCAUAACACCAGCUUUAUUUCCGUGACCCUGGGGUCCUGGGCCCUGACCAGUUUCUGAAUAGCAUCUGUAUUAAAAAAAUAAACAGACUUUUAUGGAAGAAA